Messenger RNA from Aspergillus eucalypticola CBS 122712, 1581 nucleotides. RefSeq names its product pyruvate kinase CDC19. The record is from RefSeq and is a predicted model, not a curated record. NCBI's taxonomy places the organism in Eukaryota, Fungi, Ascomycota, Eurotiomycetes, Eurotiales, Aspergillaceae. The transcript has 8 exons. Gene Ontology annotation, cellular component: cytoplasm. Gene Ontology annotation, molecular function: potassium ion binding; magnesium ion binding; pyruvate kinase activity. Gene Ontology annotation, biological process: glycolytic process. The coding region runs from base 1 to 1581 and encodes 526 amino acids.
AUGGCCGCCAGCUCUUCCCUCGACCACCUGAGCAACCGCAUGAAGUUGGAGUGGCACUCCAAGCUCAACACUGAGAUGGUGCCCUCCAAGAACUUCCGCCGCACCUCCAUCAUCGGCACCAUCGGCCCCAAGACCAACUCCGUGGAGAAAAUCAACUCUCUCCGCACUGCCGGUCUUAACGUUGUUCGCAUGAACUUCUCCCACGGUUCCUAUGAGUACCACCAAUCUGUUAUCGACAACGCCCGUGAGGCCGCCAGGACCCAGGUCGGACGUCCUCUCGCCAUUGCUCUUGAUACCAAAGGUCCCGAGAUCCGUACCGGAAACACCCCCGAUGAUAAGGAUAUCCCUAUCAAGCAGGGCCACGAGCUCAACAUCACCACCGAUGAUCAAUAUGCCACCGCCUCCGACGACAAGAACAUGUACCUCGACUACAAGAACAUCACCAAGGUGAUCUCUCCUGGCAAGCUCAUCUAUGUUGAUGACGGUAUCCUUUCCUUCGAGGUCCUCGAAGUCGUAGACGACAAGACCAUCCGCGUCCGCUGCUUGAACAACGGCAACAUCUCCUCCCGCAAGGGUGUUAACUUGCCCGGCACUGACGUUGACCUCCCCGCCCUUUCCGAGAAGGAUAUUGCCGAUCUCAAGUUCGGUGUUAGGAACAAGGUCGACAUGGUCUUCGCUUCUUUCAUCCGCCGCGGUAGCGACAUCCGCCACAUCCGUGAGGUUCUGGGUGAGGAGGGCAAGGAGAUCCAGAUCAUUGCCAAGAUUGAGAACCAGCAGGGUGUCAACAACUUCGACGAGAUCCUCGAGGAGACUGACGGUGUCAUGGUUGCCCGUGGUGACCUUGGUAUCGAGAUCCCCGCCCCCAAGGUCUUCAUCGCCCAGAAGAUGAUGAUCGCCAAGUGUAACAUCAAGGGUAAGCCCGUCAUCUGUGCCACUCAGAUGCUCGAGUCCAUGACAUACAACCCUCGUCCCACUCGUGCCGAGGUGUCCGAUGUUGCCAACGCCGUCCUUGACGGUGCCGACUGUGUCAUGCUGUCGGGUGAGACCGCCAAGGGUAACUACCCCAACGAGGCCGUCAAGAUGAUGUCCGAGACCUGCCUGCUCGCCGAGGUCGCCAUCCCUCACUUCAACGUGUUCGAUGAGCUCCGCAACCUUGCUCCUCGCCCCACCGACACUGUCGAGUCCAUCGCCAUGGCCGCCGUUAGCGCCAGUCUGGAACUCAACGCUGGUGCCAUUGUCGUCUUGACUACCAGCGGUAAAACUGCUCGCUACCUUUCCAAGUACCGCCCCGUGUGCCCCAUUGUCAUGGUUACCCGUAACCCCGCUGCCUCCCGGUACUCUCACCUGUACCGUGGUGUCUGGCCCUUCCUCUUCCCCGAGAAGAAGCCCGACUUCAACGUCAAGGUCUGGCAGGAGGAUGUUGACCGCCGUCUCAAGUGGGGUAUCAACCACGCUCUCAAGCUCGGCAUCAUCAACAAGGGUGACAACAUCGUCUGUGUCCAGGGAUGGCGCGGCGGUAUGGGCCACACCAACACCGUCCGUGUGGUCCCUGCUGAGGAGAACCUUGGCCUGGCUGAGUAA